This is a messenger RNA of Porites lobata, 35830 nucleotides long. Lineage: Eukaryota; Metazoa; Cnidaria; Anthozoa; Scleractinia; Poritidae. The record is from the annotation of a GenBank genome assembly.
AUUGCAACAGGGAAACUCAUUGAUUCUGCUUACCCUCCUCCCCCGCGCCCUUCUGAACAACACCUUAACAUCACGUUUUACUUAAACAGGAGGAUGAAGUUUGUAUUUGUGCUAUCGCUGAUGCUGUGUUACAGUUCAGCUCAGAGUGCUGAUUCAAGUGAGUAUAUUGUUCAGUCCAACCUAUGUGAGUGACUACCUUUCGUAAGCGACCAUCUAACCAAAACACCAAAACGUUCCUAGUGAAAGCCCUACAGUUGGAACCUCUAGUAAACGACCACCUCCUGUAGGCGACUACGACUAUACUAUUUGGUUCUGACGGUUUAAUGAUUUCCGUUGGUUUUGACUUCUUGUAAGCGACCACUUCAUGGUCCUUCAAACAUUGUCUGAUCUCUAUUUUGGCCGUGUGUACUAUGCUAAUAGGAAUAUACGGAGAACUUUAGCAAAACAUGGAACGACACACUUGUAAUAACUUAUCUUCUAUGAAAAAAGUUGUGUUCGGACAUCUCCUUAAGCGGCUGUUGAGUCUGCAUUUUUUGUGCUCUCUUAUGGGGGCUAGCACGUAUUUUUAUGGCGCAGAAUAUACUAUACGCCCCUAUUUUUCUCCUGUCUGUCCACCCGAUCAGCUGACAUGGAGAAAACAGAAACCAGUGUUUAACUACCAAACAUCUGGCAACUUUUCUUCUUUAAGGUUUUUUUGGCAAUUUUCGUGAUCCACCUAUCGUGUUCAAAAAGUCAAUCACAAAGGUCAGAUUUGAUUUCAGGUAAUAUCCUGUAAGUUUGCCACAUUGCAUUUUUAAACCAGUGGGAAAAUAGUGGGAUUUAGAAAAUUCGUUUAGUUUGUUAUGUCAUCUAAAACGUUCGAAAAAGCAAAAAACAUAGAAAAAAAGAACAUUGAGGGCGAGACCCUUAAGUUCUCUAUUGAUUAAGAGAACACAAGUCUACGUAUAAAAUUACAAUCUGAUUUUAUAGGAUGUGGUUCUGUGGUAAACAACACCUUGACAAGUCCUGGAUUUCCAACACCAUACCCCAAUAACAUGCACUGUGUGUACAACGUUUCCAUUCCACCCGGAAAGGCGCUGAAGAUCAGUUUUUCAACUUUUUCCCUGGAACCACAUACUCGAUGCGGGUAAGUAAUUUAACAAUAGACAGCUUUAGAGUCACGUUUACGGCAAACGGCAAACGUCAGAUUCAAGUUGAGUUGAUCUCAAAAUUAAAAAAAAUAGCAGGUAUAAAAACAGCUCAAACCAAUUCUUAUGGAUAAAACUGGCGUGAAACAAUUCACUUUUUUGUAGAAGUAAUGAACAAUAAACAUCAAGAAAAGGGAAAACUUGGUCGCGUGGUACAGAUUCACUUUUGCCGUUUACAAUAAAGUUAACGUGACUGAUGACAAUUCAAACAAUUGAAAACCUGACUCAGCUUUGGUAAGAGUAGACUAGGAACUUAACUUCAAGUGAUACUUUUUACUCUAAAACGUAACAUUUUUGCUGGUCAAAACAUACUUACGAAUUCCGACAUUCGGCUUGUACGCUGCAAGUUUGCGGAUCUGUGAUAUUAGGCCUAGAAAUAAGACAAAAUCAGGCUUCUAAAAACACAGGCUGGCAGGUAAGUAUAUUCCCCCGGGAAAAACACCGACCAAUGAGAAUAGCCCUCUAAUUUUAAAAUAAAGAUAGACCUAGCUUUAACACGAAGAAGAAUGUAAAACACACUGAUACUCUUUAAUUCUUUUAAGAUACUCUUUAUUCUUAAAAGAAUUAAAGAGUAUCUGCCAGUAAAUUAGCGGUCUGGUCGAUAUGGCGUGAAAAAUAGAUUUCGCUCAUUUCUUGUGCGUUGAAAGACUUUCAUGUACCUGUACUUAACGGCCCCAAUUCGCUAGACUGUAUUUUUAAAACUCUCGAAUUUUUGAGAAAAUUUUGGUUCACCCUAUCCAACGCUCGCGUUGCGCGGCUUAAUUCAAGGCUGAAAAUCAACAAAACUUUGGAUGUUCAUUUGGAAAGAAAUAGUAAUUAUUAGAUAAAAGAAAUAACGCAAAAAGCCAUCAUAAUUCCUUUGACAUAACACAGCCGCGUUUUCUGCCAACAUUAAGCACAAUUUAACGCCAUGGCAAGAUUUUAACGAUCCCCUUCCCGCAAUGAUGAAUCAAGUGGAGCCAAACCAGCCCCCAAAUGGGGUCCCAAAUGUGUCAUUCGCUCUCGGAUAAAAAAUUGAAGUAGAGUAACAUAUAUAGAAACCAUGAUAUUUUGUGCAAGAUUACUUCCGAAAAAAAUAUAGUUUCUAAGAUUUCUUCGAUUCUUUCUUCUCCUAAAAUACUGCCUAAACAGUGCAUUUAUUAGUCAUUGACCACGUGACAGCUUUUACUUCAUCAGUAUGGUAUUUCUGUUGUUUCGGAGCAGACGGCUUUCUCUCAAAAAGUUCGUAGCGGCGGAGAGCGAUGGGAGCCGGCCGUUCCGCAGCCUAAGCAAAAUGUAAACUAUUAUUUACAAAAUUGAACUUUCAUUGCUGGUGUUAUACUCGUAGAUAGGGUCAAAAGAUGUAGAGACUUCUCAUUGGCUAAACAGAUCUAACCAAUGAUAUGGUUUUCGAUCUGGAAAAUGCCAUAGCUUUUUUAAAAUCCAAAUUAAGAUUUUACGCCUUAAGGCUUUUACGUCAGUUGAGAUGAGCGAAAUCCCUUUUUACAGGCCUUUGUCAUCUGUAAGUAGGUCGAAAGCAAGAGAACAUAAAAGCCCCUUGUUGAACGUUAAUUGGUAUUUGUUAGACGGCGGCCAUUCGACUGCUCGGGAGUGACUCAAGUGCAACAUAAAUUGAAAGAAUUUGAUCGGCGGCUUGAUAUUCCACAGAAACGUUUGGAGCUUCCUUAAGGUCUCGGUAAAUGAAAAUUUUAGUACAUUGCUCGAUUUUGGUUUUUUUGGAUUUUUGGCAUGAGUGGGUCCUAAAUUUUAUUUUGGCAGAAAAAGAAAAUCAGAAAGUGCUUUUUAACCCUUCUAAAGUGAGCCUUUUCUGAGCUAACCAGCCAAGCGUGGACCUCGCGCUAAAUCUUUAGAGCUGAUUUUCUCUCACUCUAUUUUAGACGCAAAAAGCAAACUUCUCCGACCUCCAGUCGGGACAGGUUUUAAGCUAUCGCUUUGAAACUUUCAGAUAUGAUGGAUAAUGAUAUAGACUCAAAAAAGGUGUGAGGAAUUUUCCGAUUUCCCUUUGUAACUCAUUUUAUGUCAGUUUCUUUGCGUAAAUCGCGCUCGAGAUUCGACGUUUUAGUUUGAAAUGCAAUAAUUCCGCUAAUACGAGACAAAUGCAAAUUUCCUCACACCCUUUUUUAGGUCUUUUAUCUAUCAAUCAGACGCAAUAAAAAGGAAGUGAAUAUUUAACAACGCGAAAGGGCUGGAGCUUCAGCAGUAAACUCGAUACCUCUGAGUUCGAGAGCAAAAAACUUAAGCGCCUUUUGAAAUUCGAUGAAAUAAAGUCUUUUAUAAGGUAAUUUAGUCUUUUAGCUUUAAUUUGAUAUAUAACUUGCCUUUGUAGCGAAAAUACUCGCGCGAGUAGAAUUGUUUGCUGUGGGCACCUCGUUUUCCUUUACCGAGACCUUAAAUCCACCAUAAAGCAUGCACGACUCGCAAUAGCGUUCCGCACAGAUUGUAAAAAUAGUCUAUGUCUGAUGAGACCCCCCGCAUGACUCAGACAAACUUUGCCUCUCACUCAAGGGCUUUGUAUUCGCUUUUACCGAGUGUUGAGUCAAAACAUUGAUUUUUUCACGCAUUUUUAUCCGAAUAUGGUAAACAACAAGCGUUGCAGCUGGGAAGAAUGUAAGAGGGACCCAAGAAUCCGAAAAAGUGGUCUGAGUCACUAAAUAAAUGCGAGAAAUCCAGAAAGAAAGCGAAGUACGCUGUGUUUUGUGGCAGUGAAACGGGGAAACUUGAAAGAGGUAGAUACAUGGCAGUCUUAAAUUUAUUCCAUUUUCACGAAUUCUCUGAUUCAAUUCUUCUAAAAACGUAAAAUGUUUCUUUAGAAAUCUUACGUGAUUUCAAACAUUGCCCUUGGUUUGACUCAAUUGUCGACCUUGGGCAUUUUGUGAAAUCUCAAUGUUUUCAACUCUUCACUGGCGUGACGUACUGAGUCAGUUAUCAGAAAACUUAUCAUCGAAACCUCCCUGAAGCACUUGAUGUUUGUUCGCAAAUGCUAAGCAAUUAUAAAAAGGGUUUGGUCCUGUAGUGCACAAAUUCUCCGAGCUUGAUGAUAUUCGAAUCUCGAAUCGUGGGGACGGUUUUCAAAAUACUACAGCACGGAACAGCCCAGCAGUCUAAAUUGCGUCUCUCUGUCUUUCACGAAAAUCUGAACUUAUCGAAUAUCUGGUAUGGCUACGACUUUUUCUACUUCAGCACAGAAAUCGAACUUUCUAAACAAUUAUCAAAUUUUCUUUAAAGAAUUCGAUGAGAAUUCUUAAAACUUGGAGGUAAAUAUCAGCUAAUCUUGAAAACAUUUACCGACUCGGUUGCAAAUAAGGUAUCGACACAGGGUGUUUGAGAGUUCUUGCAUUUUCCGCUCUGCUUCAAUCCUGUACACUUGAGCCAAGGGGGGUAAGGGGGGGGGGGGGUGGUGGUGGGGUCUGGCAGCGAGGUCUGGAACCGAGUUUACAUGAUUGCCCCCAGUAAAGAAAUUUGACCGCGUGAGACUGAGUACCAAUUUUCCUUCAAAACAAAUAUGACGGAGAAUGCAGACAUGGAUGGACAAUAAGUUUUUGCACAGUUUUCAGUUUUCCCUUUUCCAAACAUUAAGAAAAGGUUUUCAUGAACUUUUUUUAAUGGAAUUUUUGGACAUCAGCAGGUAUGAUGUAUAAACAGUUCAUGGGUGACUCACUUUUCGUGAUUCGGCAUCUCGGCAAGCUCCGUGAAUUUUACGAGCGACCACCCUGCUCCAUCUCUUAUAUUUUUCCGUUAAUAGCGGUAUCAAGACUCUCUCCCUUAUCCUAAACACACGCUACGAGCGCACUACAUUAGUUUGAGUCUUGCAACAGUCAUAUAUGAAUGUUCAUGAAAACAAUUUUCUACUUCGCUGUUUGUAAGUUUGUUUGUACGCUGGGAGCCACAACAAACAUUUAUGGGCUUAAAUACAGAAUACAAUUUAGUAAAAGCCUAGCCUGCGUGGCAGGCGCAAAAAGGGGAGGGGGAGGGGGGAGGGAGAAAGGGAAGAGGGAAGGGAGCGCCUGCUCUAAGAGCCUAUGUUUUUGCAUAACGCCUACCAAUUUUCUAGGAAUCCGAUUACGCUUACUGUCAAUCAAGUGUCGCUACACUCGCCAUUGCAGAAAAACAUUACACUCACGGACUAAAGAAAUUCGCUUAGUUAUUCAGAUCCAGAAGGCACUUUGGAGAAAAUUGGAACCCUUAUUGAGCCGUAAUAAAAAAAGCUUUACGCUUCAAAAAAGGUCAAAGAAAUUGCGCUUGCAUCAGAGGGCAAAUCGUGCCGACCGGAAAACAAUAACUACAGUCAAUCGAUAUGUAUGUCAUGACCUCUCAGUGUGAAACAUGCGGCUAAAAUAACAUUUGCUCAGUAUAAAUGCAGAACCUUCCAGAGCAUAAUCUACCCAGCAGAUAAAAACAACUUUAUUGGAAUAAGCAGCAUUUUGGCAUGAGGUAAAAGCACCCUCUUUUAUUGCUAAGUUACAUCGGCGAAUGUCAUCGUUCGAUAAAUUGGCUAAAUCUUUCGCUGGGUAGCCCAACAAUUCCAUCUCCUGCAACUGGUCUUCGAUAAUUCUUUUCAGUGGCGAAAUGACGAGAAUCGCCGCAUUACCAUUUAGCUCGUAGUUCUUUGCGCACACAAACAUUUGGUAAAUUAAACUCUGAUCUUGCCGUAUCCGGUCCGCAAAACCGCCAGAACAUCUCUGUCGGCUAAAAGAGCCCUUACUGCUGAUUCUUGCUCUGGUUUUAAAACACUUUCUCUACCACUAGAUAAAUUCACAUCUCUCAAAGCACUCUCUACGACAUCCACGUCUACCGCUGCCAUCUAGACUGUUUGUUGAUUUGUGAAACGCGCACUUCAAUAUGUUACUCAUUACGGCUCAGCCAAUCAGGAAUUUGCGGACGCCAGCGUCCGCAGAUAUGAACAAAAGGGGGUUCUUAGAGCAGGCGUCCCCUCCCCCUCUCCCCAAUCCCCCUCCCCUUUUUCCCUUCCUCCCUAUCCCCUACCCCCUACCCCUUUCGACGCCUGCUACGCAGGCUAUAAAAGCCAGGGUAAAUGUUCCAAUCACUUUGCUUCACAUAUACUGGGUCUGUAAGUACAAGCUAUUUUUAAUAUCAGAAGGCUGGGAGAGGUUUACUGAACCUUCAAAAUCUUCACUGGAACAUCAUUGGAGUGAUAAUCAAUAAAUAUUUCCAACAGCAAUACCGUAUUUAGUAGUUUUAUAUUAGAUAGUGACUUCGGUUUCAAUUAUUUCUUUGAAAUUGUUUGUACAAAAAUUUCCCUAUAACUCUGAAUUAUACUUGAAAUGAUUAUAAUGGUUUAGUGUGGGGACAAGAGGCUAAUCCAGCUGCUAAUAAGAGUGAGUAAAUCAGAGAGGGGAAUGCGUUGAGAAAACCCUUAAAGGACUGAAGUACAAGAAACAGAAAAAAGAAAAUUGAAUGUUUUGCAAAGUUUAUAAAGAGAAUCAAAAGGAGCCUGAAAAAUGAACAACUUCAGUUGUUGGUGUAAGUUAUGAAUCUGAUUUACAACUAAAAUAAACAGGGUAAAAUUGAUUUUUUUUUAUCAAUCAUCAAAAGAAGUUAUUGUCCCUUGAACCCAAUCCCCUCAGCAGUUCUUUCUACGACACUACCCUUGGCUUAUUUGGCCUAGAUGGGUAUGUGCAGCUGAUUUAGGGUGGUGACCAUUUCACCCUUGAGACUUUUGAACAGGGUGUCUGCUUGGGCUGUAAAGGUUGAUGAAGAGCAGUCUAUAGUUACAUUUUUGGUACCACCAUUUUUUUCCCGAAGUUUUUUUCCAUGUUUCUAAGUUUAAAAGCUAACUGAAUUACGUAAGCUAAAUGAAAUGAAUCAGAUUAUAAAAUAAGGUCUCUUGGUUUAAAAAGGGUAGGGAAAUGAACAAUGUGUCCUACUACGCAUACCAAACCCAGGGAGGAGAUCUCACAUUUUAAUACCCUUUACCACUUGUUGUAACAGCAAAGUCAGUAAAGGUUUAUGCUCUCUAAGAAAUGUUUUUACCUGCCUCAACACAAGCUUCUAACUGUUAUGUUGACUACAAAUAAUAUUAUCUUAAUAAUCAUUUUACAUUUUUUUUCCAAGGCAUCCUAUGCUGUUUUUCAUAUCCACUAUUACAAGGCAAUUUUUAAGUUGAGAGGGUUUGAUUUCAUUAACUACAUUUUUAUACAGGUUUGGGAAACCAACCUGGCACGUUGAUGUCCAGAGGUGUAAAAAGUUAUAUGCAACUGUAUGGAAAAAACUGAUCGCAGUGGCCAAAGGAAAGGCAAAAAUAGAAAUGUCACCAUUUUCCUGAUUUUAUAAAUUUCCUUUGAAGCAUAUUUAGCCAGAUGUGGUCCUUGUCAAAACAUGCAAACUUGAACAUUUAUUUUCUGAACUUCGCUAAUCUUUUUUUAACGAUAAUCUUGUUCCAAGGGGUAGUGUAGUUUUUGAAAUUUAUAAUAAUUUUUUCCUCUCUGUUGGCAACAAAACACACUUGAAUGAGGACUCAAACUGAAGGCAGUGUAAUAAAUGGUGUCAUGAAAAGAGAAUUCCAAACACACAAAAUAAUAGAGAGAUUAAGAUUCCCUUUUACGUCAAACGGCAAACGUGAAUUUGCACCACGUGACCAAGUUUUUCCGUUAAUUGUCAUGUACUGUUUAUUACUUCUUCUCAAAAAUAAUUAGUUUCACGCCAGCUUUAUUCGUAAGAAUUGUUCAGGACAGUUUUUAUCUGCUUACUUUCUAUUCUGAGAAAUUCUCAACUUAAAUCUAACGUUUGUCGUUUGCCGUAAACGCGAAUCUUAAUCCCUCUAAUUACCCUUUCAUUUGCCUAAGCUUCAUUUGUUGGAAACUACAGUAAAGUUUAAAUUAAAUCACAGGAAGAUAAGAACUUAAGCAUAUCAACAUGCGCAAAAUCAAGAGAGAAUGAUCUCUUGGCAAAAUUUAUUUAGUUUCUAGUAUAUAAAGAAAUACAUGAACUACGAGAUUUGACCAUGCCACUCAGUCAUGCAACGCAACUCUGCCAGGAUAAGGAUAAGUUCACAAUCAAGGAUGAAGAAUUAAGACUCUCAAUCAUCAUUUCUUGUCGUCUUAAAGGUGUAGUAAAACCGUAAACAACUCUGACAACUCCUCUACUCGACCACAGCCACUGCCCUUUUUUUAAUAUCUCAAAGAAUUAAUUUUGACCCUUUUACUUGAAAAUAUAAACUCUUCUACAUACGUAUUGGAGGGUUGGCCCUUCUUUUAGUCUUGUGGGUCUCCUAAACAGAAACAGAGCUUGAAAGCCUGCAUCUAGAGAGAUGAAGCGAGUCAAAAGGUCCGGCAUCGAGAAACAAUGUCUGUUGACGAUCAAUUUUCACUGGUCUCGUUCUUAGCGUAGUAAACCGCAUGUAAUGACAAACGCAAGACCAGAAGAAAGGAAAACGUAAGCUCCACACUACCGCCGACAAAAAUUGGUUACAGCAAAGAAAGCAAUGGCCAACGGGACCAAAAGGGAAUUCAUUUCACACUGUCGAAUCGCUGCGAAGACUAUAACUUCGUGUUCUUGUUCCCAGCCCGUUUCGCGCAAGCUCGCUAUGAAAGAUUGACAGAUUUCUUAACUGGGGCGAUCAUGGAAAGUAAAAAAGCGGCAAGAUCAAAGGCCGUUGCCAGCCUCCCGCUCCCAAAGACUUGAGCUAUGUUUUGAUUUGCUGUACAUUAUAUUCUCCUGGAUUUUCCUCGAAUUUCGAAACUGGGACUCUCCUCAAAACGCUAAAAGGGCGAGCAGAACGGAUCGCAAACUGUGUGAGUGCUCUAACGACGUCUUGCAGAAAUGGCCAAUGUUUGUCUGAGUCUCGGCGGGGGUCACGUUUUUGUGACGUCAUCAGUACGCAGACAGGAGAGCAUAAAAGGCUUUUAUGUUCUCUUGGCGGUUUGGGUUAUUUCUAAGAAUCUAACCGCGCUUGAAAAGUAAAAAAACAUAUUAUUCCCUUGUAGGUAUGAUUAUUUGAGGAUUGUAGAUGAUGACAACAGAACGCCUGGUACCUAUUGUGGGCGCAAACUUGGUGGAAAGGCAGUUUUGGUAACUGGAAACUACGCAUUAAUAACAUUCCACUCUGAUAAUAUUGUACAAUACCCGGGAUUCCAGCUCACGAUAUUAUUUAUUGAAAAUCUAAAUGGUAUGUUCAAAUAAUUAAGAAGGGAGUCUUUCAUAAAUAGUAAAUAAAAUAAAAUAAAAUAAAGAAUAUAACUAAGUUGCCAUUCAGGUAAGAUGUCAAAGUUGAUGUUUAGAGGUCAAGGUGAGGUGCGCGGCAUUUUUAAGAAAACUGAUAAACAAACAAUACAUCUAAUAUUGGUAAAAAAAGGCAAAAUUAGAGGUCUCUUUUUGCUGUUGAGCAAACUCUAAGUCUGACUAGGAACACUACACAAUCUUUCAUUCGGGGUUAUGCUGUAGUGCAGUAUUUCUUAACGAUUUCGCAAAAUUUUUUUUUACAACUGUGCUGUCAAGAUUAAGAUCCUGAUAUCGGGGAUUGAACAAGAUGGUACUGAGAUGUUACUGCAUAGUACUGAUGUUUAAGACACGUUCGUUUGACCGUAUUAUACGUCUCCGAGAGAAAGUGAGAAAAAUGUUCUUUCCAGUAGACCGCAAAACAGUCGGUUUUUUCCUCAAAAUCAGUAAAGAAAUCGGUGCGUGACGUAAGAGUCUUAAGCGCGAGGCGCGCGGUCUCACACGCCCGUAAGGCGUCUGAGGAGAGAGAAAAAAAAAAUCUAGCAUUACCAUUGCUACUGUGUGAAAUGUAGUAUAUAAAGUGGGGGAUCAAAAAUGAGUGGAAGUGGCAGGACGCCAACAAAGCCUGUGCCUACUCUUUGAAUGGGGAGUAAGCCGAAAGAGCCGAGCACUUCCGAUAAAUUGUAGAAUUUCAAAACACAGUUCGGCAAUUGUAUGAGUGGAUGGAUAAGUUCCGAAAAUGUGUUUGUUGCGCCUACCAGAAAAGGAGAAACGUUACCAAAGUUGGCCGACCUACUAAAAAACGAACUGUUCGUUGUCCUCGAGGAAGGAGAGUCUUUCUCCACAAGAGUUUGCUCUCCGUACGGAACAAAGGUUAGAAAUUGGGCUGCGAUGCUUUCCCAAAUUAGAGAAAAACUGAACACGCCAACUGACAAUGAACAAUUAUUUCGAUUGAAAAGAAUGGGUAAAUCCCCUCAUUCCAAUCCACUUCUUCGUGAUUUGGCUCUGUAAAUCACUAUCCGUGAGAAUUCAGUAAACAUCCUGCUAAAAACGCUAACGAGCUGGGCCCAGCGUGACAAAACCUUGCAGGAAAAAGUCACAUUCGUGGACACGAAGAAAAUGGCUUAGAAUCAUUCAAAUCCAGGAGGCACUUUGGAGAAAUUAAACAACCAAAAACCCUUAAUCAGCCGCAGUGAAGAACUUUACAUUUCUAAAGAGGCCAAAAAAGAAAAUGCUCUUGCAUCAGUGGGCAAAUCAUGCGAACCAGAGAAAAUCAAUAUGCGUGUCACGAGCUCUCUUUGUCGCACUUUGUAACAAAAAGCGUCCAUCGCACUUUAUAAUAAACUUAGCUGUCGCAAUUUGUAAUAAUUCUAUCGCACUUUGUAAUAAACUUUAGUUAUUUAUGAGAUUCGCUUUUAUGACUUUGAUCUUCUUCAUAACAUGAAACUUACUGUGACAUGUCGGCUUAUUUGUAUCCAUUUACUGUUUUCAUAGUCGGAGUAUAAGCCGUUGUAAAUUAUUGUUUCUGCGUUGUUUACGUUUAUUGCAGCUGUUUUUCGAGAGACCAUGACAGGCUUUAAAAGAAAUCUAUUAAAAAAGCGGUGUGGAGGUUUCAAACGUUAAGCAACACAACUUAGAAAAUCCAUCAGCUAGCGGCGUUCAUUAAAUCAUUUUAAAUGAUAAGAAACCAUUAGGAAGUGAUGCUGGCUAAUGAUAAGUAGCAGUGGUAAUGCAUUACAAAUAGUCAAGUUUUUAACCCUCGGACGUACAAAGGGGGGAGGGGGUUGAUGCCAAUCUUCCCCUGAGGUCUUUCUGUGUUUUUCCCUCCACAGCCCUCUUAGGUUUUUCUGUAUUUUUUCCUAGACGAUUAAAUAUUAGCAGCUAACCUUUUCAUUAGCCGUUUGUUUGUCCCUCUCUCACAUUUUGAGCAAGUUUAGUGAUGAUCAGUUUCUAUGGUUACGAUAUAUGACGUCAUAAGAAGCAGGUGGUCAAGCCAUCUUUGAGCGAAAAUGCAUGUUUUUUCAACUUCUUUGAACAAUAAAAGUAAAUCCUGUAGAUAAAAUGAAGCGAAGUACUUAUUUAGGUAUUACACUACAUGUCAAGCACAAGAUAUUUCCUACUCUCGGCGUUUUUACCUGAUUUCUAAUUCUUGGUAAAAUCCAAGAUGGGGGCUAAGAUGGCGAACAUGUUUGGUGACGUCACAGACCUCCAGCAGCACCUCCACCCAUAAAUUAUACCUCAUUUUGUCGAGAAGAUCAAAGGUUUUCCACUGAAAGUAGUGCCUUUUCAAAAUACUGCAGCACAUCUAAAACUCUAGCAAGGGGUUCCAUCAGUCAACGCGCCCUCGUACCACGGUGGGGGUAUGAUUUUGCUGGUACGUCCGAAGGGUUUAAAAUAUUUGAAAGAUGUUGUUGCAGUACAAAAGUCCGUCAAGUGAAAAAAGUUUUGUAUCAUUAAGCAAGAAUUAUGCUUAUCUUUGUUUUUUUUUUGGUUCCAUGAAAAUUAAGGAAAAUUUUUCUUCAUUGAUAAUUUAUCUUGCUUUGCCUGGUAGAAACAUUGAUAAUAUUUAUCAUGUCGUUCAAAUUCUUGUAGAGCAAUCUUUAGUAACCGAAAGAACGCUUUCUCUAUGUAUUUAGGUGGAGGUUAACUAUUAAAAGGUUAGAACAACCAAAGAAAUUUAGUCUUCUUGGCAGGCGCAAAAGGGUGAGGCAAAAGUGGGGUAGAAGGAGAAAGGCGCGAAAGGGAAAAGGGAAGGGAGUGUCUGCUAAGUCAGUAUUAAUAAUUUUCCUUAGCCUGUUCCAGGCUCCGAGAUAGUCGGGUCCGCGGGGAUUGAGAAAGCGCGAAAAUAAAACCGGGGGAGGAGGGGCGACUGGCAAGAGGAAAGGCGGUAGAGCCUGUAAUCAGUUUUUGAAACGGCUUCUUCCGGUAUACCAGCUCCUGGUAUACCCUCUGAUUGGUCAGAUUUGACAGCUUAUAUCAACACUUCUCAUUAGAGUUCUAAAGUGAUGACGUCAUUAAAUUUAACUUUUUGAAAUAGUGGAAUUUGUUGGGAUAUUUUGAAAGAAUAUCUGAGAGGCCUACUUGCCAAAAGCUUGCAUUGUUAGGCAAAUUGUCUCGGAGAUACUAUAGUUCCGUUUUAAACUGAUAACUCCAUACAAAUCUUCAUAAAUUUUACUCGUUACUUAAUGUUAUGAACUGAGUCUGAAAUUUAGAAGGAGGUUCGCUUUUACCGAGGUUGCCGAUCGCGAUUUAAUCGGUGGUGGCUAGUUGGUAAACUAGCGGAUAAGGCAUCUUGUCUAUGACUAGAAAAACGCCGCAGACUCGAGUUAUUCGUCUCGCUUGCGUAAGCAGCGAGAUUCAUAAUUUGCAAGCCGUUUUUCUUCAUAUUUAGAACACAAAAGGGCGUUCGGGUCCCAGGCGUUCCUAGCGGAGACCGUGAAAACUGGGAAUGAGAAUCGUUGCGUGACCGAAGCCACGCAUGUUUUGCGAAGAAAGCUUAAGAAGGAUUAAUAAAUGCAAUUUAGAGCUUUUCCAGAACGGGUCGGUCCACGAAUUCUAUCGCUUGAAAGAGUUUUAUUAUAACUUUCGUUUGAAAGCGUUGAUAACUUUGAAACAAGUGAACACUUCGGUGGUCGAAAAAAAAAUCUUAAUUAGCAAAGACUAACUGGUCGGGUGUUGUAAACUUUUAUCGUAUGCAAAUGAACCUUUUGAUGAGCUUGCGGUUUAUUUUCGACGAUGAUUGAAAUGACUUGCCAUGUUCUCAUCACAAUGUAAUUUCUCUCCAAUCAAGGCCCUUGAAUUUUCGUGUAAUUAUACACGCGUAUAGCCCGCUACCGCAGACGUAUCUCCGGUCGUUGCUAACACGCUACUUAGGGACAGACCAUUUCGUUUCUAUGGGGGGGGGGUGCACAGGAAAGUACCUGAAAAAAAAAAAUCAAGCAUGCGUGCUCGUUGAAUCUUAAAAAUACAAGAAAAAAUAGACCUCCUUAAUCUGAACAGUCAGGAGCAGACAUUUAUAAUCAUCCCCCCAAGAUUGCCCAAAUAAAUCUGCAAUGAAGACAUUUUCAGGACCACUUUAAUCAGUUCAUGUUGAAAACAAUAACUGAAUUUAUUGUUCAUAUCAUUGUGGCAUAACACUAAAAUUUCUUUUAUCAGUACAAUCCAUUUGCCACACACAGACACAAGUUGUAUUAUAAUAAUUAUUAUAAUUAUUGUCAAGACUCUUUCGGAGGUGGCCUUUUGGCAGGAACAGGGUCAAGAACUAAAAGAAAGCUACGAGGAUGCAUUAUCACCAUGCAAAACACUUACAAAAUGUUGCAGGUGUAAUGAAAAGCCAUCCUUUUAAUGAUGACCCUGAAUAAAAGGUGCUUUGGCGGAUAUUAAACACGUGAAGCAGAAAGAUACCUUGACAUUAAAUAUCCUAACAUCCUGUGUUUGAGAUAUGCCCAGAAAGUGUCAUUUUUACCCAUAUAAAAAUCAGAGAGUAGCAUAUGUUUUACUUGUGCUAUAGUUUCUUGGCAUUCAAAAUUCCCCCUCUCUCAAAAGGUGAUCCUAUUGUUUACCAGAAGGAUGGGUGCCAGACUGAAAGGUCCACUAAAUUUCUAAUAAAAAAAGCAACACUAAAUUUAAAGAAACACAAGAAAAUUGUUUUCAAAACUGCCCAUCCAUCCCACCCCUAACCAAUGUUUCUCACUGACGUGUGACGUAAGGCAGAAACAUGGGUUAGGGGUGGGGUGGGUAGGCAGUUUCCCAGAAACCUAAACUGAUCCAACAUCACUUCUGGCCAUAAACUCUACACAGCCAUAAACACUACUUCUGGAAUCACAAACUGCUCACUUAAUAAAUACCAAAAUGAAAUGCACAGUGUCAAAAUUCAGUGUUUCCAUUUGGUGUGUUCAGAUGAAUAUAUUAUACUAAGUUUUAUUUUCAAAAUAGACUCGAUCAUCUCAAAGUAAAUAAAUUUACCGUAGUUGUCAUUUUUAUUAAUAGUCUCUUUGAUAAACACUAUUGUGGCUGCCCUACGUACUGUUGUUGUUUCGCAAGAAACGCUUUGUUCUUGAGAUAACAACUUAGUACGGGUUACACGGCAAGAUGGCUUGAGAAUAACAAGGAUUUACAACGAUGAACGUGUUACACAUGUAUCUUAGUCUAUAGCAAGACAAAAUGGACGAUCCAAGACAAGUCAAAGGGUGCCUUUGGCUAAAUAGUGGACUGAAUUUCUUUUAGAAAUGAAAGCUGACAAUGAACUUGCAAUUAGUCUACCGGUAUAAUUUAAGUCUGUCAAAAAAUGAAAAUAUGUUUGAAAAAAUAAAUAAUUAAAUAAAUAAAACACUAGGAAAACAAAAACAAAACGACCAAAAAAAAAAAAGAAGAAAGUUUCUCACCGCGGAAGUCGAACCCUAGGCCUAUGGUGUAAGUUCAACGCGUUAUCUAUUGCGCCACGACAACUUAUGCUACAGAAAGCUCAACAUUGCGCACCUAAGAAGGAACGCAUAUAUCCACUCCAGUUUAUAGAGGGAGUGUACGGAAACUCUGUGCGCGCAGAGAAGAGUCUUCGAACUCUCCCAGAAAAAAAAGUGCUAAAAUUUCACGAAAUGCUUUCUAAAAAAAACACACCUCUAGUUUCAAGCAGAAGAGGAUCGAAAUUCACACUCCGUAUUUGGUUACGUUCAGUAGCCAGUAGGAAAACAAGAAUUUCGAUCCGCCACGCGGGUAUUAAUGUCAAGGUCAAAGCUUAGUGGAAAAAACGGCUGUACCGUUCUCGCCACGAGGAGAGAACAACUAAAUUAAAGUUGCUCUUGUAAAAGCAACUAAGCACAAAGCCAACCCGGCGACUGACGAGGUUCGUAUGGAGAACCGAAACCAUGGUCUUGCCUGAUUACAAAGUGGCAAUAACAAAACAGUCCAAAGACUGUUAAGCUUAUUCAAAAGACUCACACUACCCUUUAGAAAAACACUAAGCUGGAGUUUGCUGAGUCACAAUGCAGUUCUCCAAAGUUGAUGUAGCUUCAGUUUAAGCUGCACUUCAUUCUUACAAUUUUGGAUCUGUAAAGUACUAUCAGUGAUCAUUUAAUUGAACAUUCUACAAAGAAAGCUAAUGAGCUGAGCUCAGCGUGAUACAACAUUGCAGAAAAACAUCACAUUCACGUACUAAAAAAAUCGCUUAGUUAUUCAAUUCCAGAAGGCACUCUGGAGAAAAUUAAAACCCUUUGAAGCUGGUAGAGCUUUAUUUAUGAAGAAUUAAGAGAUAUAUUCGAGAACAAUAAGCAGGGUUUUGACGGUAAAAGCUGCACUUUAACUCAUUUCGUCGCAAUUAAUUGAAGAACACAUGUCCGACAAUGAGCGAUUUUAAAUGUCUCGCAAAACCCAGGGGCACCCAACGAUAAUAUAGUUCAAAACCACUUAAACGUACCAUUGUUAAACGUAUUUUAGUGUUUUAAUGGCAGAUAUAGGCAUAUUCUCUCUAUUCAUCUGUUCAGAUUUCCUAGCUGAAAGUCUAGUGAUCCGAAAACUAUAGGGAUGAAAACUUACCUUUUUGAAAAUUUCAGCAAGAAAAAAGGCUCCCAAAAAUUCUACGUGACCUUUUUAGCGUAAAAAUCCGUUAAAAUGGGCAAUUAUACCAUUUUUUAGAUGUUCGAAAAUCCUAGGAGAGGCAAGCAGGCAAGAAAUUUUAAAACAAAUGUUCCGAAAAUUCUAGACCUCAAAUCGUCUUCCGAACAGAUAUUUUCCGAAAGUAUCCGUUAGGGGCCUCUGAAAACCGUCGUGAACUCUCUUGCUGACGGCAUUGUAUAGCUUGCAAUUCUCUGCAUUUACAUGAGGACAAUUAUCAAUUACGAUUAAUUGAGCAACAGUAAACAUUUCUGUUUUGAUUCAACAAAGAAACAUUUAUUUUUACAUAUCAAAAUUCCACAUGAAGACAGCUUAUCGUCCUGUGAAAGGUACAAAAUCAUAACGUCAGAAGCUCUGGGCGCAAUGCACGCUUAGCACUUCUUGAUCGCGGAACGGGAACGAUCGAUCUACGACAAUUGUUGUUUUGACAUCGGAAAUUUUCGUUCGAUCCGACUAAUUACGAAAGGUGUCUACAUCCGAAUGACACACUUGCAUAUCGCGGUGUCCACAAUAACUCGUUCCUUACGCUACGCGUAAUCCACAAGUUAAAAGGGGAUCAGGCACUUUUUCGGGCUUCUUCAAGGUUUAACAUAAAUAACAUUGAAUGAUAAAAAAAAAUCCCUGCAGAGACUUAUUUUGGUGAAAAAAAAAAUUCCUGCAAAUAGUAAUGCUGAAAAAAAAAAAAAUCAUACUCAGAAGAAAUUGCAUGGGUCGCCUCCUAAUUUCUUUUCUAAUCUCUAAGCAAGCGAGACUUAACGCCGAUAUUAAGAGCGUUGUUAUUUGUGUUAAUUCCUUCGGCUCUAGUGGUCGUUGGAUGUUUACAAAGGGCUGAAGCGAGGAGACAUAGGCUUCUAGUCUAUAGCAAGAAAGAACGUCGCAGGCAAUCGGUAAUCGGUUGGUGAAAAUUUAUGGCAAGUGACCGUUGUUAGCACUUUAAGCCAGUGGCUGACAGUGGAGAGAGAACUAGCUCCUUUUCUCAUGAUCCUUAUCCUUUUAUCAUGAUCCUUAACUGCAUGUUGUUGGAUUACUGUUUACUUGACGCUUUAAAGAGAGAAAUAAACACUCUCUGUUCAAUUUACGGACUGCGUUCGGUGUGUGAACAGUUGAAGCAGUCGGUAAAGGUAGCCUGAAUUUCAUCCAAUUGCUUCAAGUCGUUUUCUCCUCUUAGCAACGUCUGAAUCGACCGGUCGUUAAUGCCGUCCAGUGACGACAUCACUACUCGAAAACCGGGUAGUGAUUUUGAUUGGUUGAAAUUUUAGCGGGAUUGUCGCUUGAUAUUCAGCGGAUCACAUCCCUGGUAUGCUUGCGUGGAGUUCAAACAUUUCGAUAAUCUUUAUCGUAAACAGUAAAUUUGCCCUCGUCUUCUAAACUGAAAUGCUAAAUUGAACAGCGAAUGAAGAAUCAUUGCGCAGAGUCGGUAGGUUUUUCAUUUAGAGCCACUUUGUGGUUUCGGCAGUGAUUUUGUUUAUACGAAGUUUCUGAGACCAAUGUUGUAAAACGACCUUCAAGCUAUUUUCAAAGUCAAGUGUAAUGAUUCUGUGGAAGGUUUGAACCCAGGAGUCAUUUCAAAAGUAGGUUGAGUUUGAUCGUCCGGGUGAACGUAGUCCUGAAUAGGAUUGUUGUUAACAGUGACUGACGUUUCGACAACCUCUGCGGUAGCCAUCUUCAGAGUGAAAGUGAGUUGUAUCACGUCAGUUGAUGGUAUUAUACUCUAGUUAUUGAUCUGAUUGGUAAAUUACGUCGCGAUGUUAUUGGUCGUCUGUCAGUUAAGCCGUGAUGUUAUUGGCUAUGAAGACUCGUAAUCAGUAAUUGGUGCGCCUUUGAUAUGGAAAUGAUUUUUCAUUCUCGUGCAAAUAAAAGUCAUUUUCACAAGAAAGGUUGUGCACUUGGCCUCAUUUUGAAAGUGAGGGUUUUUGGAACUCGGAAGUGGCCUAUUACAACCGGUUCAGAAUACUGCGUGCAGUUGAUAGUUUGAGCCUUAAACAUGAAUUACGAUCGAAAAAAGUAAAGUCACUCUGUAUCAUUCAGACAUUUCCAAACGAUAUUUCUUGGUUUUCCACUUGAAAAUCGUGUUUAACUUUUUGCAUGAAUUAAAGCAAAGGAUUAGUGACGUCACUGGAUGGAAUUAACGGCUGGUCGAUUCAGACUUUAUUGAGGGAGUAAUAACGACUCGAAGUAAUCAGAUGAAAUUCAGGCUAUCGGUAAAGGUUGUUAUUGACUUAUCACCGCAGCACUUAGUCGAGCGCUUAUAUACAGCACGUUCACUAUCAAAAAGCAAAAAGUAUCGAGCCUGAAUAACAAGUACUACUUGAUCAGGUUGUUUAUGCGCCUUUUGGGUGAUGGUCUUGGACAUAGUUGCAGAAGUAUUCAAGGAGACUCCUGUGGGAGAAAACAGCUGUGGCGAAAAGGCACGUUCUUCAAGCCCUCUUUGUUUGAAGUGUGAAUAUUGUAAUAGGAUGGGCCAUUUUGUAUAUACCUUGUUCCCUUAGAAAGUCUGAGCAACAAAAAACGUCUUCAAAUCCUGACAAGUGAAUACAGUGAAACCUUUAUGAAGCAGACCCCUAAUUAAGGGGACACCCUCUAUUAAGCGGACACUAAGCCGGGUCCUGAAAUGAACAUCUUAUAUUUCCCUUUAUAACGAACCCCUCUUCAGCUGACACCUCUAUUAAGCGGACGCGGACACUAAAAUAAAUUGUAUUUCGCUAAUUUCUAUUGUUUAAAACCUCUAUUAAGCGGACACCGGAUUGAAUUGACAAUUCCUUGAAAUACGUACUGUAGUCGGUUAAUAAAGAUAAAUCAAUACAUUUAGCUGUCAGAAGACCGAUAUCCGGCCUUAUGAUUGUCAUCCGCGAUCAGAGUUAACCUAAAAGUCUUGCACAAAGUACGGCACAGCUUCCUUAGUUUCCUUAACAACAUGGAACUUUAUCACGGUACAGAGUAACCGUUGAAUGUUAAUCGAUAACAAACAUUGCGCUAUUUUUACUAACCUCUAUUAAGCGGACACCCUCUAUAAAGCAGACAUUUGGGAAGGUCCCGAAGGUGUCCGCUUUGUAGAGGUUUCACUGUAUGUCAUUUAACAAGUGAAAAUUAAUAGGUGUCAGGUAUCACAAAAAAAUGAGAGGAGACAUGAUAUACAGAACACUUAAACGAACGAGCAGUAGUAUUUAUUCAGCUCCAUAUACAUGUAUUGUGUACUGCAUUUUGUCCCCUUACUCAGCAUAGUUAUGGCAGCUUUGCAUGAAAGAAUAUAUCCUUAAUUUAAGGGCCUUCCCGCCUCGCGGGUCUUAACUGUUAUCUGCUUUCUUUACCGGGGUGAGCGUGAUUCCAGAUUCUUAGUUGAUAUAUUUGCCCAGUGGUAUCCUUGCCUUCGUCUGAAAAACAAAAUAAAUUAAACAACCAAACGUGGUGUAGGAAAGAAGGACCUUAAUUUCCAGUUUCAAGAAUAGCGAAGUUAAGGUGGCAUUACAUUUAGCUUUUUGGGGAAAUGAUGUUGAUUUGGGAAGAAAAUAAAUUAGGGUUGAAAAGGUAUACACAUAAACUAGUGUAGUUAGUCCGCUGAUGGGAUAAGAGGCACCUUGUUGAGGUGGUGGACUAUCUGGUAAUUGUCUACAAAUUAUUCACUUCAUAUUUUAAUUUUUAACAACCCCCAAAUCCAAUUAUUUAUUUUCCCGUUCUCCUAAAAUUUUAAAUAUCUUCCUUCCUAGCCUGCGUAGCUGGCGGUAUUGUGUAGUAGUCGAGUUUUCAGAUCUGGCGGCGAAGCCCCCAAGAGCGGCGUAAGCCGCGAGAAAUUCAAACCCCUCGUCCCCACUUUUUUUUUUUUUGGAUCACGGCUCCGCCGCUAAAACUUAAAUGGUGCACCGAGACAAUACCGCCAGCUACGCAGGCUACUCCCUCCCUAAACUUUAUACAUUAAAAACAUCCGAAAAUCGUUGAAAAGUUGAUAAAUAAUUAUUGAAUUAAGGACUGUAACUUAAUUGAGUUAUUUUUGGAUUGAAUGGAAUCUUGGCUAGAUAUUUAAGAAAAAGGGUCGAAAUCAACGAAAAAUAACGCUUUUAACCGUACUGCCUCCUUAAAGACGUUGAAAACAUGAUAAGCUCGUCGAUACCAGAACCUCGUUAAGGUCGGACGAGAGAUGACAGCCCGUGUACCAUGGCAGAAUGAUAGCUGAUAAAGGAAGGAAAGCUGACUGGCGAUAUUACAGGGUUGUUUCCGUGACUUAAGAUGUUUACAAUCUGGGGAGUUUCAUAAUGUUUCUUAAUGUUCGCAAGAAUCCUUAAACGAACAUCUGUCCGCUCGAGGUCAUAAAGCAUGUUAACACGGCAAGAGAUUUAGGCAUUGUUCUAAAGAAAGAGAAUUCCUUUUCGUCCUGUAAACGCUAAUAGGGUCUGCUAUAAAGCGUGUUACUGAGUUUUAGUACCUGGGUGUCAUCUUUUAUGAACACCUCAGUUGGCACGAACAUGUGAAAGCAAUUGUGUCUAAAGCUGGCAGGCGGGUCGGUCUGUUAGGACGUGUUUGCCGUUAUAUCACCACACAUAGUACUAAUGCCAUUUUUAUAUCUAUGAUUAAACCGACUUUAGAGUACUGUGCUGGGGUAUGGGGGUGCUGCGGGGAAGUAAAUAGUGUAACUCUAGAAACUCUGCAGAAGUGCGUUGGAAGAAUUGUAAUUAAAACACCUAGUAGUGACACUGCGAUGAAAGCUUUGAAAUGGCUAAGUCUUAGGUCCAGACGCGAUGAGCACAUCCUAAAACUUGUAAGGAAAUGUAUACAAGGCCGGUGCCCUCAGUAUUUUUAGAACUACUUUGUUUUUAACAAGGACAUUUGUGCUCUUUCAACGCGCCAGAGUAAUUUCUAGCAUCAGUGCCUGCCAGAACAACAGAAGUGGCCAAGAGAUCGUUUUAUUACCGUGGAAGUAUGCACGUGUCUGAUCGGUGAGAUGUAAAGAAAGCAUCUAAAUGCCUGUAUUUUCUUAUGUAUCGGUCAAAUCGAAGCUUCAACAUGCCCCCCCCGGGCAUACCCCGGGCAUUUGACACCUUUGACGUCCCGGGGAGGAGGGAAUUUGAUUAUCAGAGUCUUCCAAGGGGUGGGGAAUUUGAUCCCCAUGCUUUAGGUGUGGGGAAUUUGAACUGCACCCUCGAUUUCAUGUAAAAUCUUUUUCAUGGCGAGCUAUCAUGUGGGACGCGGUGUUAGAGGAUUUUCGUGGAAAAGAUUGUGCCUUUGUGGCCAAUUGGUUACGAGGAAAGGGCUUAAACAAGCUUUGUGCCGUAUUUGAAGUAUUUAAAUUUUAAAAUUUUAAAUACUGGAUUCAGGCUUUGAAUGUAUGAAUGUAUUUCAUUGUUGUGUUUACAAUGACAUACAAUACCUAUACCGGCGAUUCAAUACAACAACAUAAAAUAAAAUGAAAUAAAAAUCUCAGGUCAACUUCUUUGACCUACUGCAAGUAUGUUAAUUAAUAAGGUGAGCGAUGAUGCAUGUCAGUGAAAUGGUCAUGAUGUAGUAAUCUCAAUAGGUGGGAUCUUUUUUUAUAGAACGCUUUGUAUGUUGCAUGACGAAGAAAAGCUGAGCAUUCAGUGACCUUGUAGUAGCGAUUUCCGCCGCUUUGCACGAGACUUUUGUUCGUAGUAAAUACGCUAAUAGUGUUUCUCAGUUUUUGUUAUAUUUAUAAAGACUUUUUUCGACAACUGAAGGCGUUUUCGCCGUCCUUCAGUCAUUUUUGUGCCUGUGAAAUGUCCCCGGGGUGGGGGCAUUUGAUCACCUGAAUGGACCCUAGUGUGGGGCAUUUGAACGGGAUUUUGGCCCGGGUAGGGGGGAAUUUGAACAAAAAUUUUCAAAAAAGUCAAAUUCCCGGGGGGUUGCCCGGGGAGGGGGGCAUGUUGAAGCUUCGAUUUGACCGAUACAUUAUAGGCAAUAAAAGCGCCAUUAUGUCGAGAAGGCCGAACUGCUUAGGUUUUACACAAGCCGUAUAAGGUCUGUUUGCAAUUACGCGAUUCCUGUGUUUCACGCUUCGUUACCUCAGUACCUAAUCGACGAUUUGGCUCUCUCCAUCAUAUGCCCCACUUAGCGUUAUCCUACGACAACGCUCUAGCUUCGUUAGACCUAGAAUUAUCACUAGUGGUUCAUCAUCAGCACCUGUGUCAGUCCCUUUUCGAUGAAUAUCUUAGAGGACAGAGAUCAGCGUCUUAGUCACUUACUGCAUACUCGACUCGCAUACCCGUCUCGCAUAGUUACACCCUCAGGCAUGCCAGGAAUUAUCUUAUUAAUUCCCAUUGCCUCCGUGUAAACUCAUUAGAAUAGCCAUCAGCUUUUUUAAAUAAAACUUUGUUCGUAAUUUAUGCUUAUGUGUUCUUUAGAGUUAUAACUUCUUUAAAAUCGAUUAUAAUCUAUGCGUUUUCUAUAAUUUGGUAGUUUUUAUAUUUUAUAGUUUAUACGUAAUUUAACCUCUGGCUGCAAUGAGCAUGCCGAUAAAGUAUCGAUCCAUCUCCAUCUGUCUAGUGGAUAAAUAUUCAAGCUUUAUUAUUCUUAACAAACUUUAAUAGCACGGUUUAAGCCCAAGGGACGUUCAGCCAACUCUCUUGUAUAGUAGGAGGGGUUUGAAUUUCCCCGUACGUUGGAGCACAGGCAAACCAAACUUUAUACAUACUUUUUUGGCUUUGAAGGGUAAUUCACUACAAUAUAGAAAUAAACUUCGAUCAUUCCAGGCGGUGGGUUUUGCUUGAGUGCCCAUUUCCUGUGUGAGUUGGGCUGGUUGUUUUGUAUAUACGUGUAUCUGGAAUCUAGUUAGGAAACGACAGAAUCUUGAAAUGCAUCGCUUACUUUUCAGUUUCAUGUGGGUCAGUAGUGAACAAUAGCCUGAAAAGUCCUACAUACUCAGAUGGCUUCUACGCUGGCAACAUGAACUGCGUCUACAAUCUUUCGAUUGCAGAUGGUAAGAGGAUGAGACUCAAGUUUCAAAGUUUCGACCUGGCGUCAGAUUCAGAAUGCAGGUAGGAAUAAAUACGUCUAGCUUUUCUUAUCUGAAGUUUAAUUUUGAGUUUGCUGGUCAAAAACUUAGAAGCAUAGAAAAAGGUUUUCAAAUAGGUUCAUGUAAAAUAAUUCAGUCGUACAGAUUGUCACUUUCAUCUUUACGUUUAGGUCAGCUACUGACCCUUGAGCCCUGAUUGGUGGAUAUUUUAACAAUUACGAGAAUCGGUCCGAUAAACCGUUUUUUUGGCACCUAGCGAGGUGAAUGUGUGGGGGUAUAUUUGUUACUGUACAGCAACUUGUAUUGAAAGAGAUUUUCUCGUAGGGUCGAUUAUUUGAAAAUAACGAAUGGCAUCAAAGAAGCUCGAUACUGCGGUGACCAGCACAGUGUGAGAGACCUUCUUGUAUCAGGAAACUACGUUGUAUUAACAUUCCACUCGGACUGGCUGCUCGAGAACAAGAAAGGAUUUGAAAUACUCUUCGUUCAAGAAAAAGGUAACAACUUUACAUUUGGGGCCAUUUAUACGAGGAAAAAUAGGACGUGCCCAAAAUAAGACGCGAACUUUACCGUUUCAACGGCACAUUUUGUCUGAAAUAAGACAAGAUGCGCCUUAACUAAGGAUAGCCCUUAACACCUGUUCUUAGGUAAGACGCUCUUGGCUAAGUCGCGUCUUAAUUCAGACGAAAUUAAAUGUGCCGUUUAUACGGUGCAGUUCGCGUCUUAUGUAAAGCGGACGCUUCUUAUUUUCCCUCGUAUAAAUGGCCCUAAUUGCUCCACCUCUAAGAUUGAACGAAUCCACUUCAUCCCGGCCGGGAAAUGGAUAACGAGACACGCCCGCCCAGAAUUUCUUUUAUCCCUAUACAAAUUCCACCAGAUCCGAGGAUCUUUUUCUUUUUUUUUUUUUAAAGAAUAAUAGCACAGUGGAACAAUCUCCCUUCAUCAAGUUUCCACUGGAUACUUCUUUGCGGGCGACAAGAGGAGCCCGCAGACUAUUCUUGGGUAGAGGCCCUUUAUAAACUGUAUAGCAAGUGUUCUGAAAUAUUCAUGAAAUGUAAUAUAUUCAGUUUACGUAACUUGUAUAAGAACAUGAGGUGUUAAGAACAUUUAAAUAAAUCAUUCAGUCCUCAACUGUCGAAGUACGAACAUGGUCCUUCGAGCCCUUUUACAGGAAAGUUAACUAUAUACUAUAGUCCCGUCCCGUUUUGUUCUGAUGACUCGAUACAAUUCUUCAUAAAUUUUGCUCGGUACUUAAUGUUAUGAACUGAGUCUGAAAUUUAGAAGGAGGUUCGCUUUUAACGAGGUUGCCGAUUUAAUCGGUGGUGGCUAGUUGGUAAAUAGGGCAUCUUGUCUAUGACUAGAGAAACGCCACAGACUCGAGUUAUUAGUCUCGCUUGUGUAAGCAGCAAGACUCAUAAUUUGCAAGCCGUUUUUCUUCGUAUUUAAGACACAAAAGGGCGUUGGGGUCCCAGGCGUUCCUAGCGGAGACGGUGAAAACUGGGAAUAAGAAUCGUUGCGUGACCGAAGCCACGCAUGUUUUGCGAAGAAGGCUUAAGAAAGAUUUAUAAAUGCGACUUAGAGCUUUUCCAGAACGGGUAGGUCCACGAAUUCUAUCGCUUGAAAGAGUUGAUAACUUUGGAAAAAGUGAACACAAUUAGCAAAGACUAACUGGUCGGGUGUUGUAAACUUUUAUCGUAUGCAAAUGAACCUUAUGAUGAGCUUGCGGUUUAUUUUCGACGAUGAUUGAAAUGACGUGCCAUGUAAUUUGUCUCCAAUCGAGGCCCUUGAACUUUCGUGUAAUUAUACACGCGUAUAGCCUACUACCGCAGACGUAUCUCCGGUCGUCGCUAGCACGCUACUUUUUUUUUUUUCGGGGGAUGGGCACGUACCAAAAAAUGGUCCUACAUAAGAAAUUUAAGCGAAAAAAUCAUGCAUAAGAAAAUACCUGAACAAAAAAAUUCAAGCAUGCGUGCUCGUUGAAUUUGUUUAUGAACAGGUAUUUAAAAAUACAAGAAAAAAUAGAUCUCCUUAAUCUGGAGAGUUUUAUUUAGACAUUAUAUUAAUUAUUGUCAAGACUCUUUCGGAGGUGGCCUUUCGGCAGGAACGGGGUCAAGAACUAAAAGAAAGCUACGAGGAUGCAUUAUCACCAUGCAAAACACUUACAAAAUGUUGCAGGUGUAAUGAAAAGCCAUCCUUUUAAUGAUGACCCUGAAUAAAAGGUGCUUUGGCGGAUAUUAAACACGUGAAGCAGAAAGAUACCUUAAUAUUAAAUAUCCUAACAUCCUGUGUUUGAGAUAUGCCCAGAAAGUGUCAUUUUUACCCAUGUAAAAAUCAGAGAGUAACAUAUGUUUCAAAAUCCCCCUCUCUCAAAAGGUAAUCCAACUGUUUACCAGCAGAAUGGGUGCCAGACUGAAAGGUCCACUAAAUUUCCAAUAAAAAAGCAACCCUAAAUUUAAAAUAUUGAAUAAAAAAAGGAAACACAAGAAAAACGUUUUCAAAACUGCACAUCCACCCCACCCCUAACCAAUGUUUAUCACUGACGUGUGACUUAAGGGCAUUAACAUGUGCUAGGGGUGGGGUGGGUAGGCAGUUUCCCAGAAACCUAAACUGAUCCAACAUCACUUCUGGCCAUAAACACUACACAGCCAUGAACACUACUUCUGGAAUCAUAAACUUCUCACUUAAUAAAUACCAAAAUGAAAUGCACAGUGUCAAAAUUCUGUGUUUCCAUUUGGUGUUUUCAGAUGAAUAUAUUAUAUUAAGUUUUAUUUUCAAAAUAGACUCGAUCAUCUCAAAGUAAAUAAAUUUACCUUAGUUGUCAUUUUAAUUAAUAGUUUCUUUGAUAAACACUAUUGUGGCUGCCCUCAUUCACAUCUUUAAGAAAAAAAAAACGUACUGUUGUUGUUUCGCAAGAAACACUCAAUUCGUGAGUUAACAACUUAGUACGGGUUACACGGCAAGGUGGCUUGAGAAAAACAAGGAUUUACAACGAUGAACGUGUUACUCAUGUAACUUAGUCUAGCAAGACAAAAUGGAGGAUCCAACACAAAUCAAAGGGUGCCUAUGGCUAACUAGUGGAUUAUUUUUUUUAGAAAUGAAAGCUGACAAUGAACUUGCAAUUAGUCUACCGGCAUAAUUUAAGUCUGUCAGAAAAUGAAAAUAUGUUUGAUUAAAAAAAAAAAAUAAAAAAACUAGGAAAACAAAAUCAAAACGACCAAAAGAAAAAAAUUCUUACCGUGGAAGUCGAACCCUAGGCCUAAAUGUGUAAGUUCAACGCGGUACCUAUAGCGCCACGACAACUAAUGUUACAGAAAGCUCAACAUUGUGCACCUAAGAGGGAACGCAUAUAUCCACUCCAGUUUUUAGGGGGAGUGUACUGAAACUCUGUGCGCGCAGAGAAGAGUCUUUGAACUCUCCCAGAAAAGAAAGUGCUAACAUUUUCACGAAAUGCUUUCCAAAAAAAAAAGAAAAAAACACCUCUAGGAUAGAAAUUCACCCUCCGUAUUUGGUUACGUUCAGUAGCCAGUAGGAAAACAAGAAUUUCGAUCCGCCAAGCUUAGUAGAAAAAACUUCUGUACCGUUCUCGCCACGAGAAGAGAACAACUAAUUAAAGUUGCUCUUGUAAAAGCAACUAAGCACAAAGCCAACCCGGCAACUGACGAGCUUCGUUCAGUAGCCAGUAGGAAAACACGAAUUUCGAUCCGCCAAGCUUAGUAGAAAAAACGGCUGUACCUUCUCGCCACGAGAAGAGAACAACUAAUUAUAGUUGCUCUUGUAAAAGCAACUAAGCACAAAGCCAACCCGGCAACUGACGAGGUUCGUGUGGAGAAUCGAAACCAUGGUCUUGCCUGAUUACAAAGUGGCAAUAACAAAACAGUCCAAAGACUGUUAAGCUUAUUCAAAAGCUAUUACCAAGGGAGGAACUACGCGCUACAGUCAAAAGACUCACACUACCCUUUAGAAAAACACUAAGCUGGAGUUUACUGAGUCACAAUGCAGUUCUCCAUAGUUGAUGUAGCUUCAGUUUAAGCUGCACUUCAUUCUUAUAAUUUUGGAUCUGUAAAUCACUAUCCGUGAUAUUAAUUUAACAUUCUGCAAAGAAAAGUAAUGAGCCGAGCCCAGCGUGAUACAGCAUUGCAGAAAAACAUUACUUUCACGGACUAAAACCCUUUGAAGCUGGCAGACCUUUAUUUAUGAAGAAUUAAGAGAUAUAUUCGAGAACAAAAAGCAGGGUUUUGACGGUAAAUACCGCACUUUCACUCAUUUCGUCGCAAUUGAAGAACACAUGUCCGACAAUGAGCGACUUUAAAUGUCUAACAAAACCGUCGGGAACUCUCUUGCUGACGGCAUUGUACAGCUUGCAAUUCUCUGCAUUUACAUGAGGAGAAUUAUCAAUUACGAUUGAGCAACAGUAAACAUUUUUGAUGCAACAAAGAAACAUUUCAUUUCAGAAUGAUAUUUUCCUAAAAACCAUGAGAUUGGGAGUCUUGUCGUGAGAAAAGUUAAAAAAUUGUGAGAGUCACGACAGUAUCGAGAGCUCGCCUGGACGAGUGAAAAAAGGUUAAAAAAUUCAUAAACUUCUGUCUCAAAGUUGGCUAUAGUGCUAAUCUGAAACAUAUCAAAUUCCACAUGAAGAUAACUUAUCGUCCUGUGAAAGGUACAAAAUCAUAACGUCAGAAGCUCUGGGCACAGUGCACGCUCAUCACUUCUUGAUCGCAGAACGGGAACGAUCGAUCUACGACAAUUGUUGUUUUGACAUCGGAAGUUUUCGUGAGAUCCGACUAAUUACGAAAGAUGUCUACAUCCGAGUGACAAACUUGCAUAUCGCAGUGUCCACGAAUUAAAAGGGGGAUCGGGCUUCUGUCGGGCUUCUUCAAGGUUUUUAUUCUAGGUAUAAUAAGAUGACAUUGAAUGGUAAAAAAAAUCCUUGCAGAGUCUUAUUUUGGUGAAAAAAAAAAUUCACAAAUAGUAAUGAUACUCAGAAGAAAUUGCCCCCCAACCCUUGCUCUGUCCCUAAAUCAAUUCAGAAACAAACCGUCGAAUACAAUAUAAAAAGUAAAUAACCUGCAGAAUACUCGAUGGUCGAUAAAGUAGGAAGUGAAAAGCCUUUAGCAAGUAAAUCCUGUUUCGCCUAGAAUAAGUCGCCUCCUAAUUUCUUUUCUAAUCUCUAAGCAAGCGAGACUUAACGCCGAUAUUAAGAGCGUUAUUGUUUGUAUUAAUUCCUUCGGCUCUAGUGGUCGUUGGAUGUUUACAAAGGGCUGAAGCGAGGAGGUAUAGGCAUCUAGUCUAUAGCAAGAAAGAACGUCGCAGGCAAUCGGUAAUCGGUUGGUGAAAAUUUAUGGCAAGUGACCGUUGUUAGCACUUUAAGCCAGUGGGUGACAGUGGAGAGAGAACUAGCUCCUUUUCUCAUGAUCCUUUGGUAUGUAACUGUAUGUUGUUGGAUUACAGUUUACUUGACGCUUUAAAGAGAGAAAGAAACACUCUCUGUUCAAUUUACGGACUGCGUUCGGUGUGUAAACAGUUGAAGCAGUCGGUAAAGGUAGCCUGAAUUUCAUCCAAUUGCUUCGAGUCGUUUUCUCCUCUUAGCAACGUCUGAAUCGACCGGUCGUUAAUGCCGUCCAGUGACGCCAUCACUACCCGAAAACCGGGUAGUGAUUUUGAUUGGUUGAUUGUCUAAACAUUCGCUUAAUUAUGCAUAAUUAAGAGAAAUUUUAGCGGGAUUGUCGCUUGAUAUUCAGCGGAUCACAUCCCUGGUAUGCUUGCGUGGAGUUCAAACAUUUCGAUAAUCUUUAUCGUAAACAGUAAAUUUGCCCUCGUCUUCUAAACUGAAAUGCUAAAUUGAACAGCGAAUGAAGAAUCAUUGCGCAGAGUCGGUAGGUUUUUCAUUUAGAGCCACUUUGUGGUUUCGGCAGUGAUUUUGUUUAUACGAAGUUUCUAAGACCAAUAUUGUAAAACGACCUUCAAGCUAUUUUCAAAGUCAAGUGUAAUGAUUCUGUGGAAGGUUUGAACCCAGGAGUCAUUUCAAAAGUAGGUUGAGUUUGAUCGUCCGGGUGAACGUAGUCCUGAAUAGGACUGUUGUUAACAGUGACUGACGUUUCGACAACCUCUGCAGUAGUCAUCUUCAGAGUGAAAGUGAGUUGUAUCACGUCAGUUGAUGGUAUUAUACUCUAGUUAUUGAUCUGAUUGGUAAAUUACGUCGCGAUGUUAUUGGUCGUCUGUCAGUUAAGCCGUGAUGUUAUCGGCUAUGAAGACUCGUAAUCAGUAAUUGGUGCGCCUUUGAUAUGGAAACGAUUUGUCAUUCUCGUGCAAAUAAAAGUCAUUUUCACAAGAAAGGUUGUGCACUUGGCCUCAUUUUGAAAGUGAGGGUUUUUGGAACUCGGAAGUGGCCUAUUACAACAGGUUCAGAAUACUGCCUGCAGCUGAUAGUUUGAACCUUAAACAUGAAUUACGAUCGAAAAAAGUAAAGUCACUCCGUAUCAUGCAGACAUUUCCAAACGAUAUUUCUUGGUUUUCCACUAGAAAAUCGUGUUUAACUUUUUGCAUGAAUUAAAGCAAAGGAUUAGUGAAGUCACUGGAUGGAAUUAACGGCUGGUCGAUUCAGACGUUAUUGAGGGAGUAAUAACGACUCGAAGUAAUCAGAUGAAAUUCAGGCUAUCGGUAAAGGUUGUUAUUGACUUAUCACCGCAGCACUUAGUCGAGCGCUUAUAUACAGCACGUUCACUAUCAAAAAGCAAAAAGUAUCGAGCCUGAAUAACAAGUACUACUUGAUCAGGUUGUUUAUGCGCCUUUUGGGUGAUGGUCUUGGACAUAGUUGCAAAAGUGUUCAAGGAGACUCCUGUGGGAGAAAACAGCAGUGGCGAAAAGGCACGUUCUUCAAGCCCUCUUUGUUUGAAGUGUGAAUAUUGUAAUAGGAUGGGCCAUUUUGUAUAUACCUUGUUCCCUUAGAAAGUGUGAGCAACAAAAAAACGUCCUCAAAUCCUGACAAGUGAAUACAGUGAAACCUUUAUGAAACAGACCCCUAAUUAAGGGGACACCCUCUAUUAAGCGGACACUAAGCCGGGUCCUGAAAUGAACAUCUUAUAUUUCCCUUUAUAACGAACCCCUAUUCAGCUGACACCUCUAUUAAGCGGACGCGGACACUAAAAUAAAUUGUAUUUCGCUAAUUUCUAUUGUUUAAAACCUCUAUUAAGCGGACACCGGAUUGAAUUGACAGUUCCUUGAAAUACGUACUGUAGUCGGUUAAUAAAGAUAAAUCAAUACAUUUAGCUGUCAGAAGACCGAUAUCCGGCCUUAUGAUUGUCAUCCGCGAUCAGAGUUAACCGAAAAGUCUUGCACAAAGUACGGCACAGCUUACUUAGUUUCCUUAACAACAUGGAACUUUAUCACGGUACAGAGUAACCGUUGAAUGUUAAUCGAUAACAAACAUUGCGCUAUUUUUACUAACCUCUAUUAAGCGGACACCCUCUAUUAAGCAGACAUUUGGGGUCCCGAAGGUGUCCGCUUUGUAGAGGUUUCACUGUAUGUUAUUUAACAAGUGAAAAUUAAUGGGUGUCAGGUAUCACAAAAAAAUGAGAGGAGACAUGAUAUACAGAACACUUAAACGAACGAGCAGUCGUAUUUAUUCAGCUCCAUAUACAUGUAUUGUGUACUGCAUUUUGUCCCCUUAGUCAGCAUAGUUAUGGCAGCUUUGCAUGAAAGAAUAUAUCCUUAAUUUAAGGGCCUUCCCGCCUCGCGGGUCUUAACUGUUUUCUGCUUUCUUUACCGGGGUGAGCGUGAUUCCAGAUUCUUAGUUGAUAUAUUUGCCCAGUGGUAUCCUUGCCUUCGUCUGAAAAACAAAAUAAAUUAAACAACCAAACUUGGUGUAGGAAAGAAGGACCAUGAUUUCCAGUUUCAGGAAUAGCGAGGUUAAGGGGGCAUUACAUUUAGCUUUUUGGGGAAAUGAUGUUGAUUUGGGAAGAAAAUAAAUUAGGGUUGAAAAGGUAUACACAUAAACCAGUGCAGUUAGUCCGCUGAUGGGAUGAGAAGCACCUUGUUGUGGUGGUGGACUAUCUGGUAAUUGUCUACAAAUUAUUCACUUCAUAUUUUAAUUUUUAACAACCCCCAAAUCCAAUUAUUUAUUUUCCCAUUCUCCCAAAAUUUUAAAUAUCUUCCUUCCUAGCCUGCGUAGCUGGCGGUAUUGUGUAGUAGUCGAGUGUUCAGAUCUGGCGGCGAAGCCACCAAAAGCGGCGUAAGCCGCGAGAAAUUCAAACGCCUCGUCCCCACUUUUUUUUGGAUCACGGCUCCGCCGCCAGAACUUAAAUGGUGCGCCAAGACAAUACCGCCAGCUACGCAGGCUACUCCCUCCCUAAAUUUUAUACAUUAAAAACAUCCGAAAAUCGUUGAAAAGUUGAUAAAUAAUUAUUGAAUUAAGGACUGUAACUUAAUUGAGUUAUUUUUGGAUUGAAUGGAAUUUUGGCUAGAUAUUUAAGAAAAAGGGUCGAAAUCAACGAAAAAUAACGCUUUUAACCGUACUGCCCACUUAAAGCCGUUGAAAACAUGAUAAGCUUGUCGAUACCAGAACCUCGUUAAGGUCGGAGGAGAGAUGACAGCCCGUGUACCAUGGCAGAAUGAUAGCUGAUUAAGGAAGGAAAGCUGACUGGCGAUAUUACCAGGGUUGUUUCCGUGACUUAAGAUGUUUACAAUCUGGGGAGCUUCAUAAUGUUUCUUAAUGUUCGCAGGAAUCCUCAAACGAACAUCUGUCCGCUCAAGGCCAUAAAGCAUGUUGACACGGCAAGAGAUUUAGGCAUUGUUCUAAAGAAAGAGAAUUCCUUUUCGUCCUGUAAACGGUAAUAGGGUCUGCUAUAAAGCGUGUUACUGAGUUUUAGUACACCUCAGUUGGAGCGAACAUGUUAAAGCAAUUGUGUUUAAAGCUGGCAGGCAGGUCGGUCUGUUAGGACGUGUUCGCCGUUAUAUCACCACACAUAGUGCCAAUGCCAUUUUUUAUCUACGAUUAGACCGACUUUAGAGUACGGUGCUGGGGUCUGGGGGUGCUGUGGUGAAGUAAAUAGUGGAACUCUAGAAACUCUGCGGAAGUGCGUUGGAAGAAUUGUAAUUAAAACACCUAGUAGUGACACUGCGACGAAAGCUUUGAAAUGGUCAAGUCUUAGGUCCAGACGCGAUGAACACAUCCUAAAACUUGUAAGGAAAUGUAUACAUUGCCGGUGCCCUCAGUAUUUUAAGAACUACUUUGUUUUUAACAAGGACAUUUGUGCUCGUUCAACGCGCCAGAGCAAUCUCUUGCAUGUACCUGCCAGAAGAACAGAAGUGGCCAAGAGAUCCUUUUAUUAUCAUGGAAUUAUGGUUUUUAAUAGUCAUCAUUGUAAAUGUCCUUAAUCUUAAAAGAUCUUGUUGUUAGUUCAUUUGUUAUAUUACCUUGUACAUAUUUCAUUAUUAUUAUUAUUAUUAUUAUUAUUAUUAUUAUUAUUAUUAUUACCGGUGUUCAACGGAUGACUUCAGCUCGGGUAAAUGACAGGAGGUGAUGAUGGUGAGACGUUUACAUGGCUUUUGUUCUGGUAAAGCAACAACACUAGCCUUCACAGGGGUAGCAGGCCUAUCUAAGUUAUGGAGCACGUAAGUUGGACGACGAGUUAUACCACCUUGUCAUCUGUUGUAUCAGUUGGUUAAGGUGUUAAACCCUGGCGGUGCCACACCUUCUGUGAGAAUUAAUAGUCGUGGUAUCCUGACAGGAUGUAGAUCACUACGCCUUUCCAACCAGUGGGCAGGACUUCCAUCAAUGGCUGAUAUUCUCAUUGGGAAAAAUCUUAGAUUGCUGACUCACGUGCAUAGGAUGGAUAAUAACAGACUACCGAAGAAGCUGUUAUUCUUUCAACUAUGUUUGGCAAUGCGUAAUCAGUAGAGGCCUGUUUGGUAAUGAGUAAUCAAUAGAGGCCUAGAUUAAGGUUCAAAUAUGUUGCUAAGAGAAAUAUGAAUCGGAGAGACAUCGAUUUCAACCGAUGGCAGGAGAGGGUCAACGACAGACCUACCUGGAGGAGACUUAUAAAACUGUGCUGAGCCCUACAACACUCUUAGUCGAAACGACUGACUGCUGACUGUGAUGAUUAUGGAUGGAAUGUUCGUUUAAAUAAAAACUGUUGUGUGUUAAGGAAAGAGUUAAUAUUCGUUAAUGCUAAAGCAUUUAUUAGCAGCUCUUACAGGACAGCACCUGAGGUAGUCAAGGAGAUACAAGGUAUUAAGGAAUGUAGCGCGUGAGUGUACUUUUUGGGUGAGCGAAAACUGGUCUAAACAUAGCUUAAUAAGUUAUGAGAGCGGGGUUUUUGUUUUGAAAAUUGAAGUUUGGGAAAGGUUUAUUGGAGUCAUAAUAGUAGUUUAGAUUUCACUAAUAGUAGACAAAUAAUGGAGCAGUAAAGGCUGUGGGGCGCUGAUCAAUCAUUUUACCAUACCUUAAGCAUGAAUAUGAAUGUUGAUAUACACCUAAUUAACAGGUUUAACGUGGGUCGCCAAUCGGUUUCACGUGCGAUUGCGUUAACUUCUGAUGAUAAAUAUUAAUUUGGCGUGGAAAUCGUUGAUUUUUACUCAGUUUUCAGUGGGGCCACGCAGAGGUGAACGGUCCCCCUUCCCACCCAGAAAAUCGCGUGGGUCGUAUUACUAACUACCUCUAAACCAAGCUGUCAACUUCUACCUGAGAACAGCCUGGCUUGCAAUGUGACUCGUCGGACGCCUGACACAAAAAUCUGUCGCGGUAGAAGGUCCAAAAGAGUUUCCAAACUGCUCCGCCUUAACGUUAAGAAUACGUAUUUUUCUGAGUCACUCAUCUCUUUGUGGUAAAACUACUGUUUGACUACUCCAAAUGAAUUGACCAAUUUCCAUAUUUUAGAAUUCAACCUCAAACAAUUCAAGGGUUUUGGGAAUGAGCAUCUGUAGAGAAAUAAAUUAAAGAUUUUUCAAAAGCAAUUGCUUUUUGAAAGCUCACGCGUGAAAAUAAGCAUGUUAUUUACCUAUCCCUCUGGGGUAUGUGACAUGUUCACCUGGUGUCGUACCAGGUGAAUAUAUCGCAUACCCUAUUGUUCCAGUUAAACAACCCUUACUUAAUUGUUCUUCAACAGUUUUUUCAUUGUUUUAGGUUUUGUCCUCAUUCUUGUGAGACCCAAUUAACGAAUUUUAAUUUUAGUGCAGCGAGGUGUUUUUAAGAAGGAAUAUUGGUCAUAGAAUCGAACCGCGGCAAACGAAAGUAAAUAUAGCAGCAAAAAAGAACAUGAUUGCGAAUAAAUGCCAAGAGGAUGAGGAAUAAAUCUUUGAAAGGAAUAUCGAUGACAUAUUUAGGAAUUGUUGGAUGAGGCUUAGCAUGAUCUGUUGAAGUAUGCAGGUCGAGGAGGGUGUGUGUAGCGUAUAUAUUAUUCACUUAAAGUAACUCUUAGUUUAAAACGUGCUUACUUCUUGUGGUGUCUUGAGUUCAUUACAAUUUUUCUGUUCUUUUGUAAAUUUUGGGUACAAAAGUCGUAAAGUCUAGCAGUGAUAUUCUUUGCCAGCUGGACGCAAACAGCUGAGCUAACGAAGCCUGACGUUCUCAAGGCUUCUCGGUCUCCGCCACUCUUUUUAGCGAUUACCCGAAUUAUUGAUGUCAUUUUAUUGGAUAUUCGAAAACGCAUUCCAAAUUUGGUCAACUCUAGAAUGUUAUGAAAAAUUAGCCGAGGAAUUUGAGGCAAUCAGCAACGGACUCAAACAGGUACCAGCAACCUUUCUUGGAAUAUGAACGUGUCUGAUCGGUGAGAUGGUAAAGAAAGCUUCUAAACGCCUGUAUUUUCUUAUAGGCAAUAAAAGCGCCAUUAUGUCGACAAGGCCGAUCUGCUUAGGUUUUACACAGGCUGUAUAAGGUCUGUUUUCAAUUACGCAAUUCCUGUGUUUCAUGCUUCGUUACCUCAGUACCUAAUAGACGAUUUGGCUCUCUCCAUCAUAUACCCCACCUAGCCUUAUCCUGCGACAACGCUCUACCUUCGUUAGACCUAGAAUUAUUACUAGUGGUUCAUUCUCAGCGCCUGUGUCAAUCCCUUUUCGAUAAAUAUCUUAGAUCACCGUCUUCUUCACUUACUGCCUGACUCGCAUAGUCACACCCUCAGGCAUGCCAGAACUUUUGAUGUCAAGUUUAAAACUUGCAGACCCAAGAAUGAUCUUUAAUUCCCAAUGCCUCCGGGUAAACUCAUCUAGAAUAGCCACCGACCAGUUCUUUAAAAAAAAAAAAACCUUUGUUCUUAUUUUAUAUAUUUUAUGUAUAUGUAGAUAUUCUUCCGAGUUAUAACUUUUUUAAAAUCGAUUGUAAUUUAUGCGUUUUCUAUAAUUUAGUAGUUUUUAUCUUGUUUACACGUAAUUUGCAGCUUCUGGCUGCGAUGUCUAUACCAAUAAAGUAUCUCAGAUUCAAGGUAGCGCUUUAUUCUUCUUAACCAACUUUAAUAGCACAGUUUAAGCCCAAGGGACGUUCAGCCAACCAUCUUGUAUAGUAGAAGGGGUCUAAAUUUCCCUGUACGUUGGAGCACAAGCAAACCAAACUUUAUACCCUCCUUUUUUUUUGGCUUUGAAGGAAUUUCAGUACAAUAUAGAAAUAAACCUUAGUCUUUGAUCAUUCCCAGCAGUGGGUUUGCAAGACUGCCAAUUUCCUGUAGGAGAUGGGUUGCUUGUGUAUAUAUGUGUAUCUAGAAUUUAGUUAGAAGAACAAAGGGUCUUGAAAUGCAUCGCUUACAUUUCAGUUUCAUGUGGGUCAGUAGUGAACAAUACAUUGAAAAGUCCUGCAUACUCAAAUGGCUUCUAUGCAGCCAGCAUGAGCUGCGUCUACAAUACUUCGAUUCCGGCUGGUAAAGCGAUGAGACUGAAGUUUCAAAGUUUUGACCUGGCGUCAGAUUCGGAAUGCAGGUAG